AUGGGUGGUGUUGACUUCAACAGGGUUACUUUGCAUGAUGAUGAUGAAGAUGGUGAGGAUGCAGAAGAGGAGGAAGUGGACAAAGUGGUGGAGGAGAAUGAGGAGGUGGAAAGGUGUGCUGUGGGGAAACAGGCCUCACAACUCAGCUACCUACUCUCCAAGUCCGCGCCAGACCAGAAAAGGGCCCGGUACGUCGCCACAACAUCAUAA
Rodentolepis nana is the source of this 210-nucleotide messenger RNA. The record is from the annotation of a GenBank genome assembly. NCBI's taxonomy places the organism in Eukaryota, Metazoa, Platyhelminthes, Cestoda, Cyclophyllidea, Hymenolepididae.